AUGCAAUCUUUAAACGUUAGCCGCCCCAGCAGGCAACUGAACGGAAUGCGAUGGAGAGGCACCUCAGAUAACAUGAAAAUAGUUUUGUCAUUUAAGCUGCCAACUCCCUGGGCGCGAGAAACAGAAACCUCUAUUGCGACCUUGCUAUUUCUUCUUUACCUCAUAUUUCAUUCAAUCAUUCGAUCUUUCUUUCUUUCUUUCUUUCUUUCUUUCUUUCUUUCUUUCUUUCUUUCUUAUCAUAGCUAUAAUUUUCCGCCUUUCUCUACUUUUGAUUUUCCUAUUUUUCUUCCUUUUUCGUCUGUCUUUUCUUCUUGUCUAUCUUUCUUCUAUUUCUUUUACUCUUGCAUUUAUUUUUUUAUUUUCGAUCCUGUUUUCUUCUUCAUUUUUUAUUUUUGUUUUGCCCUGUUUUCUUGUUUCUCUCUUCUCCUAUCACUUCGUUUGUCGUUAAAUCACUCUCUCUCUCUGUCUCUCUCUCUCUAUGUAUCUCUCUCUCUCUAUGUCUCUCUCUCUCUAUCUCCCUUUUUUGUUUAUUUCUUAUGUUUCAUCAGUGAUUGUUUUGUUCCUCUUCAUUUCAUCUUUUUUCAUUUUUCACUCUUUAUUUUAAUGCUUUCUUUUUUUCUCCUAUUCUUCUUUUCGUCGCCAGAUUUUCGAAUUCUUUCCUUUUUCAAAACCUUUUUUUCUCUUUUCAACUUAUCAUUUCUGUAUUUCGUUCGCAGAUUUUUCGUCAUUUCAAAUCUUAUUUUCUUUUUUUCAAUCGCUUUUUCUCGUUCUUCUUUACAUUCAUCUAUCUAUCUAUCUAUCUAUCUAUCUAUCUAUCUAUCUAUCUAUAUAAUUCUUUCUGCUUUUAAAAAUUCUUUUCUGUUUUCAAACAUUUCUUCUUUUCCACCUUGCAUUACCAGAUUCUUACCUAUCUUGGAACUUUCUAUUUUCAACAUUUUCGUUUUUCUUUCUUAUUUUACCAAAUUCUUUUCCUUGACUUAA
Molecule: messenger RNA, 981 nt
Organism: Acanthosepion pharaonis
Lineage: Eukaryota; Metazoa; Mollusca; Cephalopoda; Sepiida; Sepiidae
Source: the annotation of a GenBank genome assembly